This is a messenger RNA of Eremothecium gossypii ATCC 10895, 585 nucleotides long. It is a transcript of the gene DIF1, whose product is annotated as Dif1p. The record is from RefSeq and is marked provisional. Lineage: Eukaryota; Fungi; Ascomycota; Saccharomycetes; Saccharomycetales; Saccharomycetaceae. The transcript has a single exon. The coding region runs from base 1 to 585 and encodes 194 amino acids. Gene Ontology annotation, molecular function: ribonucleoside-diphosphate reductase inhibitor activity. Gene Ontology annotation, cellular component: nucleus; cytoplasm.
AUGUGUUUAUAUGUAAACAAAGAGCACCCAUACACCCAAGCAUCUGGCCCCUGGCCGGCGUGUUUACCCAGGCGGUGGCAACUAUAUAAAGACCAAAGGCGGCUGCACCGCCCCGGUGGCCGGCGACCAAUGUCAACCUCUGAUUCGCACUUAGGGUCGCCCCGCAAGCGGCAGCUGCAGCGGGCUGCGCCAGCCGCCCCCCAGCACUCCGAAUACCAGCAGCAGCUGUCCACACUGGGCAUGCGCAUCCGCCAGGCUGUCGACAACGGUUACCGCGCCCCCCAGGACCCCGUCCGGGCCGCGGUGCCACACGCGGUGCCUGCAGCAGCCUGCGUGCAGGACAACACACUGUACACGGUUCCCGACUACAAGCGCGUGCCGCUGGCCGCCGACCGCGCGCCGCCGAUGCUGGUCAACCAGCGCACGGUGUCGUCCACGUCCUCGCUGCAGGCGUGGGAGUCGCAGCUGGAUGAGCGCCUGAGCCUGAUCGACAGCAGCAUCAUGCACAACAAGUUGGGCGCGGGAGAGUUCAUGCUCGGGGGCACCAAGCGCGCCUUCGACCAGCUGGAGACGGAUAACUGGUAA